AUGUCCGCGACGCACGGCGCGUGCGCGCGCGCGCACGACGCCGCGAACGUCCCGGUGCUGACGCUCAUCGCCCUCGCCUGCGUCGCCGGCAUCGCCGGCGCGCUCGACCCGCUCGUCGUCACGAAGGGGUUCCUGGCGUACAUCGUCCUCGACGGGCUGUGGAUCGCGCUCUGGCCGCGGUGCGUGCCGAGCGCGGCGGCGGUGGUGGUGGCGCACCACGUCGUCACGGCGGCGCUCUUGGCGUACCCGCUGCGACAUCCGGAGCGCGCGAUCGAAACGUGUAGGAACGGAUUGGUGGAGGCGAACACGUUGUUUUUGAUACUGCGGCGCCGGGUGCGGCGCGGGAGCGCGAUGCACGCGGUGUGGAAUGGGUUGUACGUCGCGACGCUGGCGCCGGUGCGAUUCGCGUGGCAACCGUAUUUGUUGUGGCACUUUUAUGCGAACGUCACGAAGGACGACGUUUGGUGGGAGAAGGUGCAGGUGUGCGGGGCGCAGAUGUUUUUGAUCGGGUUUAACGUGUUUCUCGUCGCGCGACGACGCGUCGCGCCGGCGAAGAAGGAGGCGUAG
Messenger RNA from Ostreococcus lucimarinus CCE9901, 567 nucleotides. RefSeq lists its product with no specific name. Bases 1 to 567 code for a protein of 188 amino acids. NCBI's taxonomy places the organism in Eukaryota, Viridiplantae, Chlorophyta, Mamiellophyceae, Mamiellales, Bathycoccaceae. The record is from RefSeq and is a predicted model, not a curated record. The transcript has a single exon.